Molecule: messenger RNA, 477 nt
Organism: Clonostachys rhizophaga
Lineage: Eukaryota; Fungi; Ascomycota; Sordariomycetes; Hypocreales; Bionectriaceae
Source: the annotation of a GenBank genome assembly
AUGGCUGCAAACCAGGACCAGACCACCGAGACACCUUGGUGGGCCAGCUUCCCCGAGGUGCAGUCCGAAUGUCCUCGUCUCGAGCCCGAGGAAGUGAAACUGCUGCUGGAUGAGGACCCGGCGGGCAAGGGCAAGGACGGAAAGAGAGAUUUUCUAUUAGUUGACGUCCGAAGGACUGACUGGGAGGGCGGCACGGUGGCAACCUCGAUCAACUUUCCUGCUCACACGCUAUAUCAGACACGCCCGGUGAUCUAUCAGCUCUGCAAACAGGCCGGCAUCAAAAAGAUUAUAUUCUAUUGCGGCAGCAGCAAUGGUCGUGGCCCGAGGAGUGCAGGCUGGAUGCAGGACUACCUGAAUGAAGUGGGGGAGACCCAGAUCAAAUCCCUGGUGUUGAAAGGAGGCAUCAAAGGCUGGCAGAAGAGAUACGGGGGCGACCUGAUGGACUGGUAUGACGAGAAGUUCUGGGCAUCUCAGUAG